GUUGGUUUUUGUGGGCCACGGCUACCCAGGUAUCUUUUUAUUCAGUGGACACCUCAGCCUUGCCUCAGUGUUCCGGGGCACAAUUAACGCUCACCGAUCAACCAACAAGUGGUGUGAGAGUAAUCCGUCAUCUAGGCCCAGACUUUUUUUCCCUCCAAGCCCCAAGCAUUUGGCGAACUUCGUGUGACCUCGUAAUUCGACAACCCAACGCGCCUAUCCCUUUUGCUGAGUUGCAUUACCAUACCACCGUCGUUGCCUCACCUUUUCGGUUUGUUGUCGUUGUUACAGUAAGAGGCAUCCGGGAACUUCCGGCUGCUACACCUGUGAGUACACAAUUUACCUCUUACUGCAACAUUGAGACAUGCAGCAGCCCGAGCAGAUGACUGGUCAGCCUUAUCGUGCUCUCCGUAUGGCGAAGCCCAUUUCCGUUUUUGGACGGGGCUUGCCAAAGAGUAUAUGAAGCGCCUUGAGGAACAUUCAUCUGGACCUCUUCCCUCCCAUCAUCAUCAUCAUCCUCAACAUCAACAACAAGUAUCAGCAAAGCAACAAGAGCAACAAUCUAUCUCAUCUGUCCGUACACACAAGCAAUCCACCAAUAAUCAAUCUCACUAUACCUCACACACACCUACCCACCAAACCCAAUGGCGUCACCAACGACAAAGCGCACAACCGUCAUGUCUGAAUCAACAAUGCACAACCACGGCGACAGCUGGUUCGAGAAUCUCAACAAGCUGGCCGUCGAGUACAUCGAACGCAGAGAAUCCCGGGUAGAAAAGAAGCCAGUGGCACAGAGUAUCAUGCACUGCUACGGCGAUUCAUGGUUCGAGAACCUGAAUUCUCAACGAGAAGAGUUUGAAAGUCGGAAAUUCCACGACUCUUCUUCUUCGCCACAAACCCAACCACAACAACCCGAACAACGUCAAUCGCGACCUGAAAUGCACAACUACGGAAGCAGUUGGUUCGACAAGUUUGAACCCAUGUGGGAGGACUGGCAGCACGUGAGGAAGGGUGAGUCUGAGCCUGCCCAAGCUUAGUUCUUGAGUUGGAACUAUUGCACCCAGCACAGCCUCGCUCUAGCUAUCGUGUCAUGUGUGGGCAUGUUCGUGUGUUGACCAAACUUUUUGCUUGUCUUUCGUCUUUCUAGAUGUCGAUACGAUCCAGAAACUCGAGCAUUGCUACAUCGACAGCGACGACGAAAGUUGCGAGCUUGGUAUAUGAGGACGGGACCGUCCGCACAAACAUGUCCCACACCUUGACACGAUAACUUGUCAAGAGGCUGGGCAACGACCGCGUAACGGUUUGGGCGGUUUCGGGGGAAGAAAAGGCGUUUCGAGGCGUAUCAGGGUGUAUCGUAACUGGUUCUAAUUAUCUUGGGAGAACAUUUUUCUCAUGAAUCUUCCGGCAAGCGAGUGAAUGCGAGUUUUCCUGCCUUUCGAUGAAUCAAAAGAUAUGAAAGAUGAUUCCCUACCCUGGACCCAGACCUCCUCCUGUCCCCUUUUCAUAAUCGGCACUCACGCUUCACAACGGGUCUAAUCAUCAGAAGAGGUACUGGGGAUGGAAACACGAAUUGAUAUUAAUACAUAUACAGACCUGGAGAAGCAAAAUAAUUACCUCAUUUGGGUUGGUUGUCUUGUCUGUCUAAUUGUCAUCGAUGGAUCCUCACCGAUGUGGUGUGGUCUGAUUUGAUAUGAUCACAGAGCAAGGCACGACAGAAUCCAGACACCCGCGCAUACACACUCCCACACACUUUACUCUGUAAUGAUGUGAUCAUUUCAAACAGGUCUCCAUCUCAACAAGACUAUUCGUAUGGCAAAAAGGAUGAAGCAUCUGGUUAAACCAAUUCUUCGUCAUCGACGGACGGGGCAGUGUUUUUUUCUUUGGCCGUGUAACAGUACGUACCUAGGUAGGAAGUAAGUGCAUGCAGAAGCUCCUCCCCCGGGCCGUCUCACUGGGAAGGGAGUAGCACCUACUCCUUUGGAAAUCAGCUGUUCAUCAUGAUAUGUACCUUGUAGUACAAGAAAGAUGGCAACACCAAACCGCAGCAUUUCCAAGAGCCUUGGUUUCCACUCUGGACCACUGACAGAUGAUGAUCCAUGUUUCACGCCGGUGCCUUACCUACCUACGAUAGGAUCAGUUUGUCUACACGAGGUUACGCGUGCUACUCGGAUUGGAUUGGAACGUAACCCCGGUCGUGCCAACCUCGGAUCUCUUUGCGUGUCAUGACUCUUCGUUUUUGGUCUCCUGACAGGCGAGAACCCCUAGGCUGUACAGUACAGAGGGGGUUUAGAGAGAUAAGUUGGUAACGGAGUUAUCUACUCCGUCCAAUGUCCAUCCGUCCUUGGAAGAUGGGAGAGGGAGGGGGGACCAGAUGAGGAGAGGUUCAACUAUCAGGCCACAAACGAGACAAGUACCUACCGAGAGGACAACUUGUGUAGCGUAUACAUCCAAGGAAUGACAUUGUGAGCAUGUCUCGCUUUGAUCAACCUCAACCCCCUCCCCCCCUUUUCCCUCCCUGUCCUUCUCUACCUUCCCAGUACAUUGGUAAGUAGUUUGACAAGGGACAAUAUCUUGGAUAAAGGAAGACCGGAAUCGAUUACGCCCAGGUGAAAAAUUAAUCUCCUUUAUAAAUUUUUCGAGUGAGUUACUGUGACUCGUAGUAGUCUCUCACACUCUCACACACGUACAUACGCACAAAAACCAUGUCCUGUCCUCCCCCAUUGUUCGUGUAUAUGGUUCUGAGGGUAUUUGUGGGGGACUUUUGUUUCUUUGAAAAAAAUGCCCCCAAAAUCCAAAACCAUUCCCUUAAAACUCCAGUGUCCCAAUGCAUCGUGAUAAAACACCCCCUUUCAUUCGUUAAGAUAGGCAGUUAAGUAAGGCAUGCAUGAUCCAAAU
Molecule: messenger RNA, 2892 nt
Organism: Exophiala oligosperma
Lineage: Eukaryota; Fungi; Ascomycota; Eurotiomycetes; Chaetothyriales; Herpotrichiellaceae
Exons: 1
Coding region: 642-1034 (130 amino acids)
Source: RefSeq, a predicted model, not a curated record